Messenger RNA from Musa acuminata AAA Group (dessert banana), 844 nucleotides. RefSeq lists its product as uncharacterized. Lineage: Eukaryota; Viridiplantae; Streptophyta; Magnoliopsida; Zingiberales; Musaceae. The record is from RefSeq and is a predicted model, not a curated record. Bases 220 to 564 code for a protein of 114 amino acids. The transcript is spliced from 4 exons.
UUUUGCCGUCUCGUUUUAUCGCACGCGGCUUUUGACCUCAAGGCCGAAGCUUCGCCACCGCCCCCUCCCCUUCCCAUCUCGAGAUCCUCGACGGAGCCCGAGGCGCCGACCACCACGAUCUACGCUCCUCCUUUCCCAUUACGACUCAGGGUCCCGAUGGUCUGAUUUCUACCCUCUCUGUCCCCGAUCGCAAUCGACUGGAUUUUGGUUCGCAUCAGGAUGGGCUGCGCUGGAUCCACUCCCACCAAAGGAGAAGAGAAUACUAAGAAACUCCGUAAACCAAAGCCCUGGAAGCAUAAUGAGCCAAUAACCCGCACACAUCUCAAGCAGAUGCGUGAUGAAUUCUGGGAUACUGCUCCUCACUAUGGUGGCCAAAAAGAGAUAUGGGAUGCACUCCGAGCUGCAGCGGAAGCUGAUAUAAACCUUGCACAAGCUAUAGUGGACAGUGCAGGCAUAAUUAUUUCAAAUGCUGACAUGACUCUCUGCUAUGAUGAAAGAGGUGCAAAAUAUGAACUACCGAAGUAUGUUUUGAGCGAGCCUACUAAUUUGAUUCGAGAUAGCUGACCAAAAAGCCAUGUGCUCAAGCGCGAACCAUACAUCGAUGUAGACCAUGUAAAUGACUUCUCUUCCCUCCCUUGUCGACUCCAGUUUGUGAUUUCGUUAAGAGAAUGAUUCCAAUAAUUUACUUGUCAAGCUUCCUCACAAAGUUUCACGAGUAGCAGCAUCAUGUAAUGGUUAAGUUGAUCUUUAGUCAUUGUCAUCAUGUAUUUAAUUUUAUGGUUGCACUGGGGGGAGAUUUCACGUUCCGUAAAUGACAAAUCAAAGAUAUACCUUUACUGAUUCA